Acipenser ruthenus (sterlet) is the source of this 4539-nucleotide messenger RNA. Its product is annotated as beta-chimaerin. Gene Ontology annotation, biological process: positive regulation of GTPase activity; signal transduction; regulation of small GTPase mediated signal transduction. Lineage: Eukaryota; Metazoa; Chordata; Actinopteri; Acipenseriformes; Acipenseridae. The transcript is spliced from 14 exons. The coding region runs from base 533 to 2005 and encodes 490 amino acids. Gene Ontology annotation, molecular function: GTPase activator activity. The record is from RefSeq and is a predicted model, not a curated record.
UGUGCUGCGACUCGAGUCCUGAAGUGGCACAUGGAAACCAGACAGUAAAUCUGUUCAGUUCAACAUGGCGAAGUUAAUGGUUCCCUUUCUCUCACACUUAAACUUGAACUGCUAACUUGUAAUAUUUGUUGAUAGUUUCCCUGAAGCGAAUGCAAACUUUUCUUCAAAGCCGUGACUCGUUUCUGAAGGUAUCGCAACUGACAUCCAUGCUGACAAGAAGUGCUGCACUGAAGUGAAUACGAUAACCACCAGCGCCGCUAACAAGGGAAAUCAGAGACUUGGCAACAUUGGAGCAUAGGUUUACAGCAACCCCCGAAUGGAAACAGCGUUACCUUGUUAACACUAACAAAGCAAUCAUCAAACGGGGAGCAAAGAGACAGAGACGGAACAUUAAUUAAUAUUUAAGCAAGCUGAGCGUCACUGAGUUGAGCAGGAAGUGAAAUGGGCAGGGGAGCUGAAUUCACCACCAGCAGCAACAUCUGGAGUGAUAGUAUUUAAACAUUUCAACAGAACAAUACUGGAUCAUUGAAGAAUGGCAGCCUCAAGUAACUCAAGUUUAUCAGGUUCGUCGAUAUCAUCUGAUCAGAGAGGCCCCGUGAUGGAAAAUAAGGAGGAAACAAGUGUCACAUUUACACCAGCAGCCUGUGAUGCUGAAGAUUAUCAGCCACCAAUAUGGAAAUCAUACUUGUACCAGUUGCAGCAAGAAGCCCCACGCCCCAAAAGAAUAAUUUGCCCUCAGGAGGUUGAGAACAGGCCGAAGUACUAUGGAAGGGAGUUUCACGGGAUGAUUUCUCGAGAGCAAGCUGAUGAGCUCCUCGGGGGUGCUGAAGGAGCCUAUCUUAUUCGAGAGAGCCAGCGGCAGCCUGGCUCCUACACACUGGCUUUGAGGUUUGGCUACCAGACCUUAAACUAUCGACUGUUCUACGAUGGAAAGCACUUUGUGGGUGAGAAGAGAUUUGAGUCGAUUCAUGAUCUCGUAACAGAUGGAUUCAUCACACUGUACAUAGAAACGAAAGCCUCAGAGUACAUCGCGAAGAUGACGACUAAUCCCAUUUAUGAACACGUGGGGUAUGCAUCGCUCCUGAGAGAAAAGGUGUCGAGAAGAACUAGUAAAACCAAGCACGAUUCCAAGAAGGCACUGCUUGUGAGGGUAGAAAGCAACUCUGUGGAAAAGAUCACGUCGCUGGUCAGGAGGGCAGCACUGAAGGAAAAUGAGAACCAUUUCAACUACGAGAAGGCUCACAAUUUUAAGGUCCACACAUUCAAAGGUCCUCACUGGUGCGAGUACUGUGCGAAUUUCAUGUGGGGGCUCAUCGCUCAGGGAGUCAGGUGUUCAGACUGUGGGCUGAAUGUACAUAAACAGUGUUCCAAAUUUGUGCCCAAUGACUGUCAGCCGGACCUGAAGCGGAUCAAGAAGGUGUACUGCUGUGACCUGACCACCCUGGUAAAGGCACACAAUACUCAGAGACCCAUGGUGGUGGACAUGUGCAUCCGGGAAAUAGAAGAAAGAGGUUUGAAAUCCGAAGGGCUGUACAGAGUCUCUGGGUUCACUGAACACAUUGAAGAUGUAAAAAUGGGCUUUGAUCGAGAUGGUGACAAGGCUGACAUUGGUGCGGACACGUACGCAGACAUCAACAUCAUUGCGAGUGCUCUUAAACUGUAUUUCCGGGACUUACCGAUACCACUUAUCACCUACGAUGCCUAUUCUAAAUUUAUAGAAGGAGCAAAACUUAUUAACCCGGACUCCAGAUUAGAGGCGAUUCAUGAGGCCUUGUUGUUGCUGCCCCCUGCACACUACGAGACGCUCCGUUACCUAGUAACUCAUCUUAAGAAGGUAACUAUGUACGAAAAGGACAAUUUUAUGUCUUCUGAAAACCUUGGAAUUGUCUUUGGACCAACAUUAAUGCGGCCCCCUGACCAGAACACACUCGUCACCUUGAAUGACAUGAGGUAUCAGAAAUUAAUCGUGCAGCUCUUAAUCGAAAACGAAGAUGUUUUGUUCUGAACAGAUGCGGUGCAUCAACCUCUGCUGUAGCCGCUUUGGAAAUGAUUCAAUUGAAGUACUGCAAAUGCUUCUUGUUAAGGAUGAUCAGCUGGUCUUAAUGUUCUGCAGUUCUGCAGAUGAAUGCAAAUGAUGUUUCUCUGUCUUAUAGACAGAUCUCUGUUUGUAAGGGUCAGGCAAAGCCUUCUGUCCUGUAUCUUUAAAUAUCAAUCACACAAUAGGUUAUACGUUGUGAGCAUUGCUUCCAUUUUGCACUAAAUCCAUAUUUGUGUCUUUGCAUCAUUUCUCUGCUCUGGGUGGAGAGGUGCACACAUAUGUACACAAAUAAAAUUGUAUUUUAGUAAGAGACAUAUAUGUGGGGAAAAAUUAAAACAUACUUGAUUGUGUUGUACACCUCCUACAAUGCUAGGAUCGCAUAUUUCCCCAAGAACUUUAUACACGUGACCCUUUUCACAAAUAAUUAACUCAUGAGUAAAUUCAAAGACUGAUUUGAAUUGAAGUAAAGUCAGCUAUUCAUAACAUGAUUCUAAAUGAACAUUUUGAACGGCAGCCAAAAAAGGUUCAUGAAUAAUAUUUACUUAAGGAAGUGAGCAGUUAUUCAAACGGUUUCUUCUUAAAAUACAUUUGAGAGCGACUCAAUAUCACGAGGAGGAAACUGACCAUUUGGAUGACCAGAUCCACCCUGUCAGUAAAUGUUAAACCCUGUUUCAUGCACCUCACUGCAAAAAUAAGAAAGUUAGCAUCAUUUUAUUUGUUGGACACACAUGUCCCUUAAAACUCCAGUGGCAUAUAAAUAUGGAUUAUCAUAUUCAAAUGACUCCCUCUCAUGUGGAGCAAGUAGUUUUGAAAAUACACCUGUAGUGCAAAGGCAGUAAUGACACAUUAGCCAACUAAUUCUGGAGCAAAAGGAGGUUGUCCUCAUGGAUAAAACUUAAAUUUUGCUAAUGACUUGGAGACUCCCUAGACUUUGGGGAGGUCCACAUUCCAAUCCUGUACAAUCAAGAACAUCAGCCUCAUGUUUGUUUUUAGUUAAAGCUGAAAUUUGGAAUCAGGUCAGUUUGCUAAAGCCUGGUAUUUAAACAAGCAUAUUGUGUAAAAUAUACAAUAAAAUGUGACAUAAUUAUAUAUUUAAAACAAAGAGGAACAAAACCAAAAAACAAAAACAAUAAGUGUUAAAAGUACAUUUUAUGAGCCAGUUUGUGGACAAAAAAAUACACAGGGAGUGCUUUGCCUUUUGUGUGUUAUUUCUCUUAAUUUAAUUUACUUACCUAAAUUAGGUGAUUACAUUUUUUGAAUGUAGUAUGUCAUGAUUCUUUAUAUAUUAGAUGCAUACUUGGUACCUACUGCAUAUUUUGUAUCAGGCUAAAAGUAACCCAGACAUCUUUCCAGAAAAUACAGCAACCAAAGUGUUAUAUUAAUAAGGAUUUUGAAAAUGUUCUAUCAAACUCUGAUCCUUUAAGAAGUACUACUUCAUUUUAUUAGCUCUAUUACCUGCAGUGUGGUAUUAGGUUUACAAGCACUUACAAGGAUAGGCUUAUUAUUUACAGUACAGCCUUAUUCUUUAAUGCUGUACAUUAUUCACCUGGAAAAGCACCAACACACAAAUCAUGGUAUUGUCCAUAAAUAUGAACAUCUACUCCAGUUGUUUGUUCAGCAUUCUACAAUAUUCAACUAUUCUUCCAGUCAAGGUCAGUUUAUUUAAUUGGGUCGAAUUAUUUUGUAAAACUUGCAAAAGACAGAUGAAUUGUGAAUAGAAAUAACAAAUGAACAAUCUGUCUCUCAAGUUUCAAACUAUUAAAGAUACAAGGACAGUGGGCAGCCCAGGCCCUGAAUUCAUAUUUAGCACUUUCCUCCUCUUUUGCUUAAGACUGUUUAAUCUGCUUGUAAAACAAGGUCUAUGGUUCAGAUGUCAUGUUUCUGUAUUUAUAUAGGUACUUUAAAGAAAAAGUAAUAUUUUCAGUGAUGCAUAUAAGUGGUGUACAUUCCUGAGUGGCAGAAAUUAAAGAAGAUAUAGUUACCAAAUAUGUAUGUUUCCAGUUGCAGACUAAUUUAUGGUUUGAACCACAAUGAAAAAAGGUACAACACAGAAUCAUUGAUUAGUGACACUGUACACGGAGUUUCAAACUGAACAUUAUGCAUUUUAAUUUUGUUUUAACAGGAUAUUUGUAUGAAAAUAUUGUACAAAUUCAGCAAUGUUAUAUUUAUUGUAGCUUGUUAUAUUUGUGCAGAUAAAUGCAUUUUGCAUGACUCUGUUUACCUUUGUGAUUAAUGUCAGUAGGUGCCUUUUACUUAUUUGACAUUUACUCUGAAAUGCUAUGGAGAGCAACUGGAAAAGAGCUGCAUAGGUUAAAAACUGUUCAUUUAAACCUCUUGCUUUUUUGUUUGUCAUUUACAUUCAACCUUUUUAUUUGCUAUGAUUAAGGUACUUACUUUCUACAAAAUGUGUGAAAACAUAAUGUUUGUGAAAAGAUUUGGAUUUCAGUUUGUAAUUUAUAAAAAAAAAUGUAGAUACAAUGAUUAAAUGUGUUUUAAAAUGC